CAUUGCAUGGAAAUGAUUCGUUAUGGACGUUUGUGUUUCAUUUGUUUAUCUUUUUUUUGUUACUGUUUAUCCAUCAUCUGUAUUCAUUUAGCCUCAUUUGUGUGGAUUCAGGUUUCACCCUGGAAGGAGACUUUUGGUGUGUGGUUUUGAAAACACGACUUUAUGAUUUUAAAUUCAUAGAUUCUUAAGUUAUUUGCUACUUUGCAUUUCCUCCUUGUGGGGAUUAAGGUCUUAUCCCACUCCAAAGAAGAAAAGGAAAAUGUCAUUUGGCAUCCAAAAAUUUAGCUAUGUUUGCUCUUAAGAUUUCUUAAGGUAUCAAUGCUGUUACACUCAACCUGUUACUAUUAAGUUUUGAGACAAAGAGAUUUUUCUAGAGAUUAUAAAAAGUAGGACCUGGUACAAAUCAUCUAUAUUAAAGAAGAUUCUAUAAAGAGAAACUUGUUUUAUCGUUUGAAAAAUCUGCAAGAUAUUAAAGACAUGUUCUGUACACUAUAUUACAAAGCUUUGCCCAUUCCCUAUUCUAGUUCAUUUUGAAUAAAUAACACUUAAUGUGAAUAAAUGUAUAUAGAGCUAUCUUUGAUAAUAGUGAUCCUAAGGAGAAGCUAAGAAUAACUUCUUAGAAUAAUUAGUAGCUUAAUUUCAAAGUAAGGAAAAAUUUUGCUCCUUGUGACUCUACAGUUGAGCAGAGGAUAUUGGUUGAAAGAUUUUCUCUAAAAUCAGAUUUCAUUUUAGUUCAAGCCUUUAUUCCUCUGUACUUACAUUCCUUUAGUACAGAGGCACUUCUCUUCUAGAUUUGAAUAUUUCUUAAUCCAAAGAUCUGACCUGUGCCUUCUUUGAUUAAUGAGAUAUUUAUCCAGAACAUAAUGCCAAUCUCAUGAGUUUUUUCUAGUUUAAAAGUUUUUGAUUUUACACCAAAUUUUAUCCUGUGUGAAACCCUAUGGAAAGCCAUGUGAGUCUGUUUGUUAGUAUGUAACAUGUUCAUUUAUAUGAUCUGUGGAGUCUUUUUAAUUUUGAAAUCUUUAAAACAAAACUCUCCUUUUUGUGUUCUUUUCUAUAUAGCAGUAACUUUUUUUUUUCUGCCUUAGAAGAGUUAAAAUGCUUUUGUAGUGGGGAAAAAGAAGCUUUUAGCUAAAUCUGAAACAUGUUAGUAAACUGAUCUUUCACUGUAAUCCAAAAUUACAGACCAUUUCUUUUCAAACUUAUAAAUUUUGUUUCCUUGCCAAUGUUUUUCACCUUUCUAAAAAUUUGUCUCCUUGUUAUACUCUUUGCUCUCCUUUAAGUGAUAAACUAAGAUAUUUGUUUUAGAAAAAUUUGUCAGAGAAAGACUUUCAAUUCUAAUUAACAAAAAUCUGCUGAUGAGUAGAUUAGUUUGAUUUGUGGCCCAUUACUUGUUGCAGAGAUAAGGAGGCUGUGUUUAGACUCCAGUUCCCUAACCCCAACCCUAACCCUGAAUUCUCUGUUGGAACCCUAGUACUCAAUGUAGCCAAAUCACUUAGAAUCAUAGACCGUGGAACCUUUGAGAUUUGGUUAAAGCCCCACAAACUCUCAAGUAAUUUCUAUUUGCUUUUGAGUCCUUCAAAACAUUUUUUUCCUGAUAACUACAAAGACUUGUAUUAAACAGAAGGGGACACUGAUCUCUAGGAGGUCCACAAGGUUACUUAGAUUCUUCUUCUUUUAUUGUGUGAAAUAUUAGUCACUUUGCACCCAGUGGGAUUGAGAGAUACAGUGGGAGAGGAGAUAUGACUGCAGCAUAAAGUUACAGCUUUUCUCUUACCUCAUAUUUUCAUCUCAGGAUAUAAAGUAUCUCAUUACAAUAAGCAUUUACUCUUUUUAAAAAUUUCAGUCUAGCAAAAUUAUUAAAUGCCUAUUGUAUGCAAGAUACUAUGCUAAGCAUUGUGGGUACAAAGGUGGAAAAAACAUUCCUUGCCCUUUGGAAUUGGUCCAAUCUAGCAAGGGUAUGUGUUGGGACCUAGAUGCAAUCUGAAAAAAUUAACAUGAGUUAGAACAUGCAUAUGAGAAAGACAGAACAGGGUAGGAUGUGAGAUUGAAGAAGAAAAGAAACAUUUCUAGCAUGUGGAGAAGCUAAGAAGGUUUUAUAGAGGAGGUGGCACCCUGAGCUGGGCUUUUAAGAUAGGAGCAGAAUUUCAAGAGGCAUUUGGAAAGCCUUUCUCAUAUGGGAAGUUUAGUUAUUCAAAUACAUAGUGGUAGAAACUAGCUGGAUGAGAUCAAGGUGAGUAAUCCACAUUUUUCCAGGAGCAUAUGUGAAAUAAGCCUGGAAAGAGGGUUUGGACUUUGUGGGAACCUUUAAUGUCUAUUUAAAUAGUUUACAUAUGAUUCUUUAUUCAAUAAAAGAUCAAUGAAGAUAGAGGACUUACUUAGACACUCAAAUACUGUAUGUCUCCUUUUCUUAAAGAGGAAGAUAUUUUAAAUAUGUCUCAAAGACCAAGCAAGAUCAUUAAUCAUCUGCCUCUCAUCCCUUAUCUUGCCUAUUUAGAGAAGUGGUAUGAAAUUUGUUUGGAAAUCAGAGGUAAGAGAAGACUGACAAAGGCCCUACAUUUGGGCUGUAUUGUAUUAUCAUUGACUGGAAGUGGACAGUUUUAUGCUUCAGUUCAUGACCUAAGAAGCUGUCUCUAGUCAAGGGUGCAUUGGACAUAGAAUCAGAAAGACCUGAGUUUUAAAUCUUGCCUCAGACACUUGAUAGGGCAGAAAAUAUUUCAAUUCCAUAGAUCUGAGCUUGCUUAAGUUGCCAGACCUUUAGCUUGCUACUCAGAAAAAAAGGACUUCAGAGUAGGAUUGAAGAUACUUGACUGACCAGAGUAUGGAAGCAUGAUUUGAGGUUAAAAUCAUGGAAUCCUUUAGAAAACAAAUUGACUUCUACUAGAGGAGCCUUGUUUCUGCCAUCCUUUUAUUUUAAAAGAAAUCUGAACUUGUUAAUAAACAAAGUGGAGUUAACAUUUCAUGGAACUUGGUUUGAUCUUAGUAUUCCCAAACUACUUCUUGUUCCUUGAUUGUGUAUCUUCCCACCUGGUGAAACUUUUAGUGUAACUGCAAUAUAUGUAGAAUCUAUGGUAUUUUAAAUUUACUCUAAUAACAUGACAAUUUUGUUCAAGUUAUAGUAGCCAUUACAUAUAACAUUCUUAGAGUUUACUUUCACUAUAGGUUCAGAGCACUGAUAAGUAUCAAGUCAAACCUGGCCUUACCUAUUGGUUUCUAGGUAAUCAGCAUCUGGAUAAUGAAGAUUGAUUGAGCUAAUAGUUGAGUCUCUCUUCACAUGUCCUCAUUGCCAGAUUUCCUCUGGUUGCAUAUUAUGAGGGCCUAGAUUUGGUUUCUUUUCCCUUUAGUAAUGCUAAUAAGUGUUUAGAAUUCAAAUAUAUUCUAGAUAUCAUAGACCCUAUGGUACCAUGUGACAUGGUGAUAGACUAGGAAUUAAAAGGUCCAAGUUUUCAACUUGGCUUUGUCAUUAACUAACUGAAUUUAGGAAAGACAUAUAACCUAAUUGAGUUUCAAUGCCUUGAUUGCAAAACAGGGAUAAUAGUAGUUUGCCUUUCUCACUUCACUGUCCUAAGCACUAAAUGAGAUGUCAAAGUGGUUCAAGAGUAUACAUACAGUUCUAUAUAAAUUUAAAGUAAUAUUAUUUCAAAGGAAGCAAUUUCAUCAAUAUGCCUUAUUAUUCCUGCCAUCCUUUAGCAUUACCCCUCCACACCUUAGUAAAUGGCAUCAUGAGUUUUUAUGACCAAGAGUUUCAUCACCUUCUGGCCAAACUUUUAGUGAUGAAUUGAUAUAAGUACUAUUGUAUAGUUUGAUGAGAGACCCAAGUAAGUCAGAUCAUCUGAAGGACAGUGGAAGGAGUACCACGUGAAAAAUGUGGGAAAGAUCUGUCAAGAUUUCUAUAACAAAGAUUUUGUCCAUCAAUGGCCAUGGAGCUAUCACAUUUGAAUUCUGACAUCACAAUCCCCAGAGUGUUGUAUGAGAAUCUUCCUUACUGCAUAAGGCACGAAGGAAAAUGAAAAUAGAAAGACUUGCCCUACUGGACUUCAUGGUAUACACUGAAAAAGUCUAUCCUGGAGGCAGCAACUAUUUGAGGAUAUUGAGAGAUGAAUUCUCAAGAUUUAUGAAAGAGGGAAGGGUACCAAAUUUUUCAAAAUCAUUGUUGGUAAUUGAGAGUAUCAGUAAUCCCUGACCCACAUAUAUAUUUUCUCAUUUAUACAAGACCUUUAUAAACUACACACAUAUCAAGGGCAUCUUUAGUUAAGACCAAUGAAUCGAGCUCAGAGUCGAUAGCAUCCUCCCCUAAACAGGACACCAUGAGUAGUUUUCUGCCAGAGGGCGGGUGUUAUGAACUGCUCACAGUCAUAGGCAAAGGGUUUGAGGAGUUGAUGACAGUGAACUUAGCCAGGUACAAACCAACAGGAGAACAUGUCACAAUACGGAGGAUUAACCUAGAGGCUUGUACCAAUGAAAUGGUGACAUUCCUGCAGGGAGAACUGCAUGUCUCUAAACUCUUCAACCAUCCCAAUAUCGUGCCAUAUCGAGCCACCUUCGUUGCUGACAAUGAGCUUUGGGUUGUCACUUCUUUCAUGGCAUAUGGUUCUGCAAAGGAUCUCAUCUGUACACAGUUCAUGGAUGGCAUGAAUGAGUUGGCAAUUGCAUACAUCUUGCAAGGGGUGCUAAAGGCACUAGACUACAUCCAUCAUAUGGGCUAUGUACACAGGAGUGUUAAAGCCAGCCAUAUCCUGAUCUCAGCCGAUGGAAAGGUCUACCUGUCAGGCCUGCGCAGCAGCCUCAGCAUGAUCAGCCAUGGUCAGCGGCAGCGUGUAGUCCAUGACUUCCCCAAGUACAGCAUCAAGGUCCUACCUUGGCUCAGUCCUGAAGUUCUCCAGCAGAAUCUUCAGGGUUAUGAUGCCAAAUCUGACAUCUACAGUGUGGGAAUCACAGCCUGUGAGCUGGCCAAUGGCCACGUCCCCUUUAAGGACAUGCCUGCUACCCAGAUGCUUCUGGAAAAGCUAAAUGGGACAGUGCCCUGCCUGCUGGAUACAACCACCAUCCCCGCUGAAGAGCUGACCAUGAAUACCUCCCGUUCAGGUGCCAACUCUGGCCUGAAUGAGGGUCUUGCCGCCAGCACCACCCGGAACUCUAAUGGGGACUCCCCCCCCCACCCUUACCAUCGCACUUUCUCACCCCACUUCCACCACUUUGUGGAACAAUGCCUACAACGCAGUCCUGACUUCAGAUCAAGCGACGUGCCUCAGAGGCCCUUCCUGAAUUGCUCCGCCCUGUCUCCCCCAUCACCAACUUUGAAGGCAGCCAACCCCAGGACCCCAGUGGCAUCUUUGGCCUGGUAUCAAGCCUGGAUGAGUUGGAGAUGGACGACUGGGAAUUCUGAUCCCCUGGAGGCUAUGUUCGUUCCCCAGAUCCCAGAAGACUUGAUGGGGGAAGAAAUUUGCAAGUAUCAAGGUGUAAGAACAGAUAAAACAGAGCUGAUAAAACAGUUUGUCAGCUCUCUCUCUAUCCUGCCUGUUGUCAGUGUCCAUAUAAAAUCUGAUGACCAGAACAGCACACACCACUCCAGAUACAGCAGGACUCAUCGCCAUGGUUUUCCUGUUUAUUCGGCUUAAGAUUGUCUUCCAAGUUACACUUGUGAUUCAUUGAUUUUUCAAUCCAU
Monodelphis domestica (gray short-tailed opossum) is the source of this 5662-nucleotide messenger RNA. RefSeq names its product STE20 related adaptor alpha (gene STRADA). Lineage: Eukaryota; Metazoa; Chordata; Mammalia; Didelphimorphia; Didelphidae. Gene Ontology annotation, biological process: protein export from nucleus; protein phosphorylation; activation of protein kinase activity. Gene Ontology annotation, molecular function: protein serine/threonine kinase activator activity; ATP binding; protein kinase activity. The record is from RefSeq and is a predicted model, not a curated record. Gene Ontology annotation, cellular component: serine/threonine protein kinase complex.